This is a messenger RNA of Lates calcarifer (barramundi perch), 9001 nucleotides long. RefSeq lists its product as uncharacterized. Gene Ontology annotation, molecular function: calcium ion binding. The record is from RefSeq and is a predicted model, not a curated record. Lineage: Eukaryota; Metazoa; Chordata; Actinopteri; Centropomidae. The transcript is spliced from 6 exons. The coding region runs from base 1023 to 7940 and encodes 2305 amino acids.
UAACUCAGGUGGGUGUGUCGAAAUUUGUCUUAUGUUUUUCUGCACAGAUCAAAUCUACAAAGUGACAGUCUCAUUUGCUGAGACCAAUAAAUAUGCAGUGUGUGUGUGUGUGUUUCUACUCCAGUUUCACUGUGGUUCCAGAAAUUCCUGUUUUGUCUGAUGGGAAAGGAAACGCACUGAAUGCUCCUGUUCCUCGUUGUUCCGUCUCUAAGGCCUCAAAAAUCUGAUUCACCCUAUAGACAGAACAGAAUGUGACAAAACCUGAACAGCAAAGUUCAUAAACUAAGAACAAGGAAAUAAACAACCAGGAAUUCUUUGUCUUAAUAACUGACAUCAGAAACAUCACUGCAGACUCAACCUGUUUAUUCAUUUGCACAUUUUCCCAUAUCUGUGUGAAUGAACUGAGUAUCUAUGGGUUUUGGGUCUUUCCAGAAGCAUUUUCCCCAGUAUUGAAAAAAAAAAACUGUAGCCUAAAUGAUGAACUAAUUAUAAAUCAAGAAGGAAAUAUUUGUCAGAUUAACUAGAAUCACCUCCUCCCUGAAUUCUUGAGUUAUGGGGUUUUGUGGAAUCACACUGACCUUAACCUUUGACCACCAAAUUCUAAUCACUUCAUCUUUGUGUGGAAGUGAAGUUUUGCACCAAAUUUGAAGAAAUUCCCUCAAAGAGUUUGGUGUUUACAAGAAAGAGACAAACAGCUUGAAAUUAUAAUGAUUGAUGUGAAGUGAAUAUGAGGCGUCUGUGGUCUCUGAGGUGCUUGAUCCUGUGGUACUUCCACACUUUUCCGGUCAGAGAUUCAGCUUUACAUGAGCUGGGCCGUGACUUUGAUUUGAUUGAUUAACCACUGCCUUCAAACAACAUCCCUGGGUUCAUCCCCCAGCGAGAGUCUCAGCCCUACAGGGUAAAAAAAAUUUAUCUGUACAUUUACCACCGAGCUGACGGAAACAAAACCCACAGAGACGAAGACUUCCUCCACCACACCUCAACUGUCUCACCUGGAGAACAGGAUUUCUAGUUUCAGUGUGAUGGCGGGACAGAAGCAGAGCUGGAGGACUCUGCAGCUCCUGAUCCUCUUCAGCCUCCUCGGCCUCACUGUAGAGUUUGAGGUGAAAGAGGAUGAUUGGGAAGAGCUCAGCCCCGACAUCGCUGCACUUCAUCACCUCAAAGACCUGUCUGCACACAUGUUUCGUGAAAGGAUCAAGGAACCUUCGAAAUCCAGGGACACAUCCAAGCAUGGAGCCAGAGUUGCAAGAUCCAGUAGUGGGCUGGACACUGACCAAAACCCCAUGAGUCUGCUGGAAGGAUUUCAGGGUGGUGACAACUUCACUGCAUAUUUCAUUGACAAGGAGCAGGACUUUGAGACCUUCAUGGCAGAUUUUGAUGAACAGAAGAAACAAGACUGGCUGCUAAGUGCAUCUGAGAUCUCACACAGCUACACUCAAAAAUUUCUGAUCAUGACUGACAAAGAAAAGUCAACGAUUGACAGAGUCCAGCAGGAAUACAGCAUGGAUCCUCUUUACUCAGUAAUAGUCAGUAAAGAUUGUCUGUACAAUGAAUCAUGUUUACCAAAAGCAGACGGCUACACUGUAGUGAAAAUAUUUGGAAAGGUUUCAGAAGAUGGACAAAGUGUGUCUGGGCUUUCUGGUUCAUCACUUGCAGAGCUGAUGUUGAAACCAUCACUUGAAGCUGCCCCAGUGUUCUCCCUGGACGGAAACACAACCACAGACUUCCAGCAUAACUUCAUUCGGGUUUUUCUGGUCCGUGGCAGCAACAAAGUCUUAGAAACUAACCAGGAUAAUCACCAGAUUUACCAGGUCAUGGAUCAACCUGACUCAGUUUCCAGCUACCGAAUUCCACAAAGACCAGUUGAUCACACCACACAGUACGACCACCAGCAGAUCCUCAUUCUGGAAGAUAAUCCUGCAGUCAGAAAAGCUGCUACUUAUCUUUAUGAAAAGCAUCCAAAGGUCAGCUCUGUCUACAUUCUUGAUCAAAACCAAAGACCAAAACUGAUCCGUGGGGACCCAGAGCCACUGUCAGAGGGCAGCAGACUGGUCCUGGUAGGUCAUGGAGGAAGAGACAGCUCAGGAGAGAUGAAACUGGCUGGGUACAGAGCCCAGGAUGUGGCCAAAAUCAUUCAAAGAACCUCCAGAGUCAGUGAUACAAUCAAAACAACAAGUGUGGUGGGAUGUGAGCUUGGAUCAGAUAAAGUUUUCAUUGAGACCCUGCUGAGAGAGCUCCAUGAAACUGCCAACAUCCAGACAGAGCUGCACCUGAGGGAUGCUGUGAUCCAGGUCACUCACACAGGACAGAAAAUUACCCAGGAAAUCACUCCAGAUGGGACACAAUGGAGACACAAAGAUGACAGCAAGAAAGUGGUGGCAACUCUUGACAGGAAUGGAGAAGUAGUUAUUAGAAAUGAGGCUGGCAGUAAAGGAGAGGCAGUUUUUACCAAUGAAAGAAACCUUCUAAUGGUUAACUUAUUUAAACGUCCUAAUGUACGGUUUCUCAAGUACAGAACUGACUGGCCACAAUAUCCAAGGAAAUUUAUACACCCAGCAUGGCAGGGGCAAAUUGGAAAUUAUAACCUUGAGGCCUUGACCUGGGCAUUCUUUCAUCCACACCAACUCCCUCCCAAUAAAGUAAACAUCAACAACAUCAACUUAAUGAGACAAUACAUAAUGCGAAACAUAAGAGUACCCAAUGAAAUUAAAUGGAUAGUAGAUAUGCAGAUAUUAAAGGAUGUUCUCUCAAAGUGCUAUAAGAUUGAAUCAGGAAAAGAUGUUAGAAACAUUAUCCGUCACUACGCAAAGACUGGAGAAGAUGAGCCCACAUAUCUGAUGGUUGAUGACUGGAUAUUAGUUGUAGAUCCUCAAACUCUGUACGUGUACCCAGUUGGAAAAAAACUUGACAACAAUCAAAUUGGAGAUGAGAAAAAAAUCAACAAAGUUAAGGACAGUAUUACUGAUCAGAUAGGUAAAGAAAAAUACCCUGACAUGCGAAAAGCCAUUCUAGGUGAUAAAACCAGUCCAGAAGAAAUAAGAAAGAUAAAAGAGAGUUAUGUUCAACAUGUGAAAGAUAUUUUUCUUGGUGAUCACACAACUCGCCUACCUCUGUCCACUGAGGCCUGGUUCACCACAUAUUUCACUGCAUCAGUUAUAUCUGAAUCUGCCAGAAAUUUCAGGACAUUUCCUCUGGUGCUGAUGGCUCUGAGUAUGGCUGAAAGCUCAGACAACAAUAUCAGAGAGAAAGGACUGAAUUUCUUUUUUGAAAACCACCCGAUGGCAAGAGGAAGGAGUUGGAUUGACCCAAGCAGGCGUGGAUUUAGUGGCUCAGCAACACAUGAAGAUUCCAGCAAGUUGAGUAAUAACAAUCCUAGAACAGAGGGUCAGUUAAUAUAUGACCUUAAACAUGUCCUACUCUUAGAACAUGACAUACUCACAAAGUGUACCGAAUGUAAUACACCAGAAUGGAUGGCUGGCAUGGCACAAAAAUAUAAGAUAUUUGAAGAUAGUUCAAAUACAGAUGUAUUCUUAGAAGGUUACAGAGAUUUCAAAGAAAAAACACCAUCUGGAGAUGAACCUCCAGCAUCUGGACCAUUAGGAGGUUAUGAGGAUGGCUCUGUAACAUCACAAGACUUGAAUUCUGCCUCAGAGUUAGAGAAUUCCUUCAGACUUGAAGAUUAUUUCUCCAGGGCAUCUGCAUCAUUUUCUGAAGAAGUCCACAGCCAACUGAAAGCAAAAUAUGGUGAAAGACUGGCAGAGCUGCAUGUGAGGGAGGGCAGUGCCAGAAUAGAAAAUGGACAGUUCAUAUGUCAGCUGGUGUCCAAGGGUACUGAUGCUGAACCUGUCGAGUUUAGGGCUGAGUUAUCUCCAGAGAGUCAAGAAUACACUGAAAAAAUGUUGAAGAGCAUCGACACAGCAGUUCAUGACAUGGAGACGCACAGUCCAGAAUCCUCCCAUCAAGUCAGCAAGUAUGUAGAGCACACUGGGACGGCUGUUGGUGCAUUAGGCCUCAUGCUGGGGAUGAAAGGAGCUGUUCAUGCUUUUGAACAGGGCGACAUCAAAGAUGGUGUGGUGGGAACUUUGCAAACAGCUCAUGGAGUGACAGCUAUGACGACAUCCGUUAUUGCAAAACAAGCCCUGUCCUCAGAGACAAGAAUCGGCAGAGCUGCAGGAGCAAUCAUGAGAAACCCUGCAAUGAAGGGCACCAUGAAAGUUAUGCCAAUAGUGGGAAUUGGAUUUGGGAUAUACAAUUUUGAACAAGACUUGGAGAGAGGUGACACACUGGGAUACAUUGACGCUGCCUUUGAUGGAGGUAUGAUUUUUUUGGAUGUUGUUGAAACUGUUCAGCCUGAACUGGCACCAUUUAUAGUGCCUAUAAACCUGGCUCUAUCAGCAGUUCGGAUGGCCUUUGAUGAUGUUUAUAUGGGCAUCCAGAAUGAACUGAACAGCCUCCCAAAGGAUGCUGGAGUUUUAGAUAAACUGGUGGCUGUGUAUGUUGGCUAUAGAAAAGGUAUUGAUCAUUUUGCAAUCCAUGUGGCUAGUGUGUUUUAUGAUUGGCGUCACGAUGAAAUUGAAGAGGGACGCAAACUUGUUGCUCAGAUAUCAGACUACAAAGAAUAUUACAGAGUUACAAAGGAAAAGGAUGGAACAAAAGCCAUUGAUUUUAGUGGUGGUGGUUCCUCUUGGAAUGGAGGAGGUAUUUACUUCUGCCUCGCUGAUCAGGGUCAGUCUGAGUUCUGCAUGAACUAUUUUGUAUCUAGUGAUGAGAGUUCUGGGAGGAGGUGUUGGAACAUCGAUACACAAGGAAGCAAUGAUAUCAUUCUUGGCCUGGGAGAGUCACAUCAAUUAGAGUAUAAGACACUACAGAAAAAAGUACUCAUGCUCAUACCAGCCGGGUCUGUGGAAGUGGUUUCAGGUUAUAAAGCUCUGUCAUAUUCAAGAUAUGGAAUAUACAAGGGAAACAGAGAUGCUAAUCGCUUUUUUGCAGUUCAGGAAUCAGAGGACAAACAUGUUAUUGAACUGAUGUUGAGUUACUAUUAUCAGCUUUAUGGUGAACCAGGUGAUGACAUAUUCUUCCUGGGUCCACAGAGAAGUUAUGCUGAAGGCUCUGGUGGAAAAGACACGUACGUCAUUCCUGACAAUGGAGGGAAAACAAUAAUUAACAACUACGAUCCUUCCAAAGCACAAGACACUCUCCAUUUCAGUGCUGAUUACAGUCACAUUUCUGUGUCUAAAUCUGGAGAUGAUGCAGUGUUAAUGUAUGAGGGCAGCCAUACUGUCAUCAUACAAAACUGGUUUUUAGGGGAGCUGUAUCGUCAUAUGAACAUGAUGUCAGGAGACGGAGUCUUAUUUGAGAUUUCCUCCACUGUGGUUACUUCUGUUCAGCUGGUGGCCACAGGAAUUAACAAGAUGUUUAAGAAACAGGGUGAAACAGUGAACACAUCACAGCCACUUUUACGAACAGUUACAAACAUCUUUGGGUCUCAGUAUGAUGACGUGCUCAUUGGAAAUGGAGAGAAGAAUCUGAUAGAUGGAGGAGGAGGUCGAGAUCGUCUGAUCGGUGGUGAAGGAGAAGACAUAUAUAUGGUGAAAAACAGCAAACAGUCUUCAGUGAGGAUUGAGAAUUACUCCAGAGACAAUGAAACAGACCUGGCCAUUAUAGAAGCAAAUCUUCACACUUUAAAAGUCAGAGUAGAAGGUAGCAAUGUUAUUCUGAACGCUGUCCAUGACACAACAACCAUCCAAGUGACUUUAGUGAACUGGUUCAGAUCACCAGAAGACAGACACUUGCUCAUCAUCACGAAGGAUCUGAUCACUUUCACAGUCUCAUAUAACAAGGCUGACUGCCAGCAGAAAGAUCCGUUCAUCAAGUGCAUAAAAAGUCAGAGAAUUGACUACAGCAGCUCCACAUCUCGUCUGGAGGUGGACCUUCAGGAGGACGAGGCUCUGAACAGUGUAACAGAGGUCCGUGGGUCAAAUUUUAAUGACAUCAUCAGAGGGAACAAAGAACACAAUGUUUUUGUCCCAGGAAGAGGAGACGACUUCAUUCAGGGGAGAGGAGGAGAGGACUGGUACAUUAUCACACCAGGACAAGGAGUAAAAACCAUCAACAAUCAAUCACCAGAUCUGACCUUGGACGUUCUUUUCCUGAAAGAACAAUAUGAGCAUGUAACAUGUUCUUGUGAAGGACAGAGCAUCAUCCUUUUGGUAAACGGAAGGAGAAGUGUUAUCUUACAGAAAUGGUUUGAGUCAAAGAAUUAUCAGCACCUGCAGAUCAAGACCAGUGAUGGAAUAACAGCUGGGCUGAUGUCCAACCUCAGCAGCUGUGGCAGCAAGUCUUUAAUGUUACCCUUAACUGUUGAUUACAGAAACCAGAAACCUGAACAACUUCAUUCAGUCCAAACACAAAUCCAGAAACGAUCAAUCAGUGUAGUGGAACAGCCCAAGUGUUUCACAUAUAGAAAUAAGAAUUCAGAUGAGAAGAUCCUCUGUGGCCUCGAAGGCAAAGUGAUGAUGAUGAAUAAAGUUGAGUCAGUGAAAGAAAUGUAUGGCUCCCCAGGUUUCGACAUCAUGGUUGGGAACAGCAAGGAGAAUUUGCUUGAUCCUUAUACUGGGGGUGCACUGAUGUCUGGAGGUGAAGGUAAAGACACUUACAUCAUCAAACAUGGAUAUGGAACUAACUUAAUGAUUGAUAACUUUGCAGAAGAUCAGAUUAUUGACACUGUGUUGGUUGACAUGGAUUUCGUUGAUGGCAGCGAAGUCGCACUGAACUCAUCAUCAACAGGAGAUCUGGAUGUGAUGAUCACAACAAAUGGGGAACAAUUAAAACUCACUCUGCUCAGCUACACUGAAGGUUACCAACACCAGCACCUGGAGUUUCAGAGCUCUGACGGAGUGAAUUUUAAAUUGAAAUUACUAAACUCAACUGGAGAUGUUCCUUUAUUUGAGAUUGAAGCUUUCAAAGUGACUCUGAAACAGUCGCAGACUGACUGCCGUUUGGACCUCAGCUCUCAGAGAAAUCUGUCAAAGGUCCAUACCGUUCAAGGCUGCCCCUCCCAGUCCAACGAUAUACUAGGUAAUGAUGAAGACAAUGCUCUAAUUGGUGGGUGGAAGGAUGACGCCUUGGAUGGAGGCCAAGGAGAUGACACACUGAUUGGAGGAAAUGGAGCUGACCUCAUGAUUGGUGGUCUGGGAGAUGACACUCUUUAUGGCGAGGAUGGAGAUGACACGAUGAUGGGGAACUCCGGCAGUGACGUCUUCAUUCCUGGACCAGGGGCAGAUCUAAUGGAUGGAGGUCCUGGCAGAGACACUGUUCUGUACCGGGGCGAUCAUGAGAAGGGUAAAGGGGUUUAUGUCAACCUGUUGACUGGACAAGGCCGCUAUGCUGAUGCUGAGGGGGACGUGUUGAAGGAUGUGGAGACUGUGAUCGGCUCCAUCUACUCUGAUAUCUUGGUAUCUGGUUAUGAAAGUUCCCUUCUCAAAGGCUCUGAUGGAGAUGAUAUCUUGGUGUCCACUGGUGGUGAUUACCUGGUCGGGGGUGAUGGAAACGACAUCUACAUAUUGGGUUUCCAACGUGGCUCAGUCACUAUUGACAACUGUGCAAAGGACAACGCCACAGAUGUCUUGUACUUAGGAUCAGGGUCACCACUGGCAUUUGACUGCCAGAUUUUACCUGACAGAGUUCUCCUGACUUUCUUUGGAUUAAACCAAGCAGUUGUUAACAUUGCACUGGAAGGCUGGAUCAGUGAUGAAUACAAAUGUGGUCACCUGGUGUUGGUUUUCAGAGAGGCAGAGGUGUCGGUGGACAGGCUGCUACAAGAGUGUCAGUUAAAACAGAGAGAAGAGGUCGAGAUCAUGAGUCACAAGUUGAGCCAUCUGUAUCAGUCUUGUCAUGAACAGCUUGUUCAUGUUGAUGAUUUGUGGAACAUACAGUUUUGACAUACUACAGAAGUAAGCUUGUAAUACAAUAAUAUCUUGAUUUCAUUUAUAAAAAUCACAGAAUGUUUUCUGUGAUUGUAGUUAUCCUGUUAAUUAAUAAUCAGUUUAAUAUAUUCACUGAAUCACAACAGCUAACUGUUAAUGAGCCUGUAAAAGAUGUAGAUGCUCAAAAUUUUAGCUACAAUCUGUUGUUGGUGAUUUGGUUUUGUCUCCUGAGCCUGUGCGGUUUAUGCUUUUAAAAUCACUGCCAAGUUUGAUUUUCACAAAUCCACUGACUUUCUUUAGUGGUGAAUGUUUCAGCAUGUCAGGGUUAGGUUUUCUCCUACACCUCAAAGACAUGGAAGAAGUUUUUUUUGCCACAAAACUACUUAAAUUAGUUAUAGUUGAGUUUCCCAGACCAUGACUUGUUUUGAAUGACAUCAGGGACCAGUGUGUAGGAUUUAGUGAUAUCUAGUGGUGAGAACGCAGAUUGGAACCAACUGAAUACCCAUCUCCUCAGCCCUCCCUAUAAGAGUGCGUUGGAGAGGCUACAGUGGCCAUCAACUACUGCAUCCUUUAGCCUUUCAAGUGACGAUCAACAAUACUUUUUAAUGCUCUCUAAUGUCCUCAUGUCUUUUUGACGAAAAAUUGUCAGCAUUAAUGUAGAAACACAGGACUCUGCUGGACAACAUGAGGCUCAUACAGGUCUAAAUUUCAACCAUUAGUUUAAAUUAUUUCAGCUUCGUUUCUAAGACAUCAUGUUUUGUCCAUCAUUUUGGUGCACAGGUUUAAAUUCUACAAUACCCAUGAUCCUCAGCCACUGUUGCCAUGGAGUUGUUUGGUGAUGCAUCACACUGCAGUCUUCAGUUAUCUGUCUGAGAAAACAAAAAACAUUAGAUAUUAGUAAAAUACUUUGGUGACUGUGUUUUAAUGACUUCCUGCUUUGACUUAUUUUGAUUCACAUCUGUCUGUUCUGUAUCUAUCACUGUGAUCAAAUGUUCAAUCAUCAUCCUUUCAAAUUACAAGUGACAUCAUUGUAUGAAUAUGUGAUUUAUUAUUGGAAAUAAAAACAUUCUAAAGCA